This is a messenger RNA of Necator americanus (New World hookworm), 1071 nucleotides long. RefSeq lists its product as uncharacterized. Gene Ontology annotation, biological process: protein transport. Gene Ontology annotation, cellular component: cytoplasm. The transcript has 11 exons. Lineage: Eukaryota; Metazoa; Nematoda; Chromadorea; Rhabditida; Ancylostomatidae. Bases 1 to 1071 code for a protein of 356 amino acids. The record is from RefSeq and is a predicted model, not a curated record.
AUGGAAGAAUUACUGGCACCCGCUCGACCAGUUCGAAGAUCAACGGGAGUCAAGGUGAUCAAGAUGCCGACCACUCAGCUGAACAUCGUUGUCUCGCAACCGAGGAUAGUGGCUGGUGAAACUCUUCAUGUUAGCGUGUUGUUGGACUCUGCAGAUCCGGGCACAGUGAUUCAGAGUUUGACGGCAGAAGUGAAAGGUGUCGGACGAACCGGUUGGGUAAACAUCCACACAGACAAAAUAUUUGAAACAGAAAAGCUGUAUCUUCUCAACCAAUUUGUGCUGUGCCCACCAGGAAUGCCAAUUGCUGUUGGCAAGCAUCAGUUCCCUUUACAGGUGGUAAUCCCGGAAAAUGCCCCAAGCAGUUACGAGAGUCAAUUUGGAACUGUGCGAUACCAGAUAAAAGUGGUUUUGUCCGCCAACACAGAACAGGCUUCCUGCACCGAGGUGUUCCCAAUUGUUGUUCUAGCUCGUUCAUUUUUUGAUGAAGUGCCUAUCAAUGUAUUAUCUCCCAUUGAUUUCCGAGACGAGGUCGAUUUCACUUGUUGCUCACUCCCGUUUGGAUGUGUUUCUUUAAUGGUUUCACUUCCGCGCACAGCAUUUCGUUUAGGAGAGGCUGUUGAAGCUGAGGUUACGGUGAACAACAGGACACGAAAAGGUUUAAAAGAAUGUGCGAUACAAUUAAGUAUGAAGACGCAGUAUGAAGCUAUGAGUAGAUAUGAACACGUAAACGAGAAGAAGCUAAGCGAACAUCUCAUUGAACUUGUUCCGCUAGGAAAAGUGAAAGCAAGACACAAACAGAUCUUUGCAAAAUGCUGCGUCCGCAUCCCAGAAGGGGCUCCUCCUACGCAGAACUACCAUCGAGACGGAGGCGAGACAGCAAUCAUUGCGAUUCACUACGUGUUGAAAUUUAUUGCACUGCCAGGAAUCGAGUGCGAAAUUCCACUCGUUGUUACAUCAAUGGGUUAUGCAGACUCAGCCAAACAUGCCGCUUUUGUGCUGCACUCACAACGGAAGAACUCCGGCCAGCAGAGAACUGUACGGAAUAUUGUCGAAGAGGAGUUGACAUGCUAA